AUGAAUCAAAGCAUUCUUUAUAUGAACAAGGUCCAGAAAAAACACAAUGGGAUCUACUUCUGUAACUUCACAAGAAACAACCUCACUAGAGUUCCCUGUGCAACAGAACUGAUGGUUUUUGGUUCUGGGAACCAAGCUACAGCAAAGUCGAGAAAUAUAAUGAAAGAUGCAAUCAUAAUGGUUCAGACAAUUCUUAUUGUGCUUUUCAUAAGUGUGCCAAUAUCCAUUCUAAUGGAAAUGAAGAAAAAACGCACUCUGAAGAUUGAGGAUCAUACAUAUGAGGGACUGGAGGCAUACCAAACAGCAACCUAUGAGGAUAUCCAGACAGUGCGGAUGUUUACCACUAAAACCAUGGAAGGAGAACACCCGUGUCUGGAGUAGGUUUCGGCCAGAGCUAGAAAUACAAGGACUCCACUAGCAUCUGCUGGGACUUACAGUUCCUAUGACUUCUUCACUAUAUAGUGCUAACGUUGACAUGUUAAGUUUCAAAC
This is a messenger RNA of Nanorana parkeri, 491 nucleotides long. RefSeq names its product CD79b molecule (gene CD79B). Gene Ontology annotation, cellular component: external side of plasma membrane; B cell receptor complex. The coding region runs from base 1 to 381 and encodes 126 amino acids. The record is from RefSeq and is a predicted model, not a curated record. Lineage: Eukaryota; Metazoa; Chordata; Amphibia; Anura; Dicroglossidae. Gene Ontology annotation, biological process: B cell differentiation; B cell receptor signaling pathway. The transcript has 4 exons.